Messenger RNA from Symbiodinium natans, 1215 nucleotides. NCBI's taxonomy places the organism in Eukaryota, Dinophyceae, Suessiales, Symbiodiniaceae. The record is from the annotation of a GenBank genome assembly.
AUGGUUCUUCUGAACGCAGGCUUCUUCUUGCUGGAGAACAGGCUAGGUGCCUCCGAAGUGGAAGGUGCUGAUGUCGCGAACCUCAGCAAAGCGACGGCCGCGCCGGAGCGAGAUUAUUUCCACAUUUCGGCAGAGGAGGCAGCUGAGAUGGAGCAUUUGCAAGGUGUAAAUACACCCGUUCCGUCCACCGGAAGCCAUGCAGAAGAACAUCCACCAGACUCGCGAGGCAGAAUGGUCGCCGUCAUGGUUGUAGGCCAAUCGAGGUUGCUGCUGCGUGUCAUUGCAAAAGCUCGCAUGACCAGAGAGCUGACGAAACGGGCCCUGGACGUGCUGAAGCUACGUGGCAUUUCCACAGUGUUCCGCUCGCAUGUGCUCCAUAUUCUGCAGCCUCUGCAGCAAGACGGCUUUUCGCCAGAGUACUUGCUCUGCGUGGACCGAAUUCAGAGUGCUCUGCCGCCUGAAGUGGCACAAGCUUGGGAAUUCACAUCAGCCAACCAGCUCCGCAGGAUAAAAACCUGCCUCAAGAAAGUGCUGGAAAGAGAGUCUGCAUUGAACCGCACGUACAGCUUCUUUGUUCGUUUGAGACCAGACUUCCUAGCACUUACAGACAUUCCAAGCUUGCGCUCUUCAGAUUUGACCAAGGGCUGUGUACUGUCGAGGCUGCGGGCGGCUAUUAACAUUGCUGGGCUCACUAAUGAGCACCUAUCCUAUUGCUACUGUGGUACAACGUGUUGCUCCAAGAGUACACUCAAAGGGAAGAGGGCCGGCUUCAUCGUGGACGACAUGCUGGCUGUGGCAGCCAGGGACGUCUUCCUGCGACUCUGGCAGCCUGUGCCGAGAAGAUCACUUCCAAAGUGGUGGCCUGUUAUGUCACCAAUGGCAGAGACGGGCUUUACUGUCUCUAUGCUCGAGAAAGGCGUGCCUGUGUGUCCUCUGGCCUUUCGUGGACUGCCGCUUGGGAGCUCCAACCACGGGCAUGCCACUGAAGCUGCAAAAUGUGGUUAUGUUGAGGGUGAUGCCGCCGUGGCACAGACAUCCUGCGGCCCAGCGCAGACGACGGAAGAUCAAGUGCACCUGCUGAUCCCAGCUGGUAAUUGGGAGCACUGCGCAGCGCCAGAUGACCACCCCGAGCGCUGCAGCUGCGGCUUCGAGAAUCAAUCGCCUGCUGAGAAAGCCAUGCGCCAAGCCAGCAUUCGAAGUGAACAGAUGCAGUGA